This is a messenger RNA of Lathyrus sativus (Indian pea), 1314 nucleotides long. Lineage: Eukaryota; Viridiplantae; Streptophyta; Magnoliopsida; Fabales; Fabaceae. The record is from the annotation of a GenBank genome assembly.
AUGGCGGAAUCGAAGAAGAACGAUAUCGUACAUUCACCGCUCGUCACCUAUGCUUCCAUGAUUUCUCUCCUCACGCUUUGUCCUCCUUUCGUAAUUCUACUAUGGUAUACAAUGACGGUUGCGGAUGGAUCAGUUUUGAACACUUUCGAUUACUUUAGGAAUAACGGUUUUCAAGGUUUUGUUGAUUUAUGGCCUAAGCCUACUCUUCUCGCUUGCGAAAUUAUAGCUGUUUAUGGUGUUUUUGAAGCCGCACUUCAGCUUCUUCUUCCUGGUGAAACUGUUUACGGCCCUAUUUCUCCCACUGGCAAUCGACCUGUUUAUAAGGCAAAUGGUGUUGCUGCGUAUUUAGUCACCUUGGUUACUUAUGUUGCUCUUUGGUGGUUUGGGAUAUUCAACCCAACAAUCGUUUAUGAUCAUUUGGGAGAGAUAUAUUCAACACUCAUCUUUGGGAGCUUAAUCUUUUGUGUUUUCUUAUACAUAAAAGGUCAUUUGGCACCAUCUUCUACUGAUUCUGGCUCAUCUGGGAACAUAAUCAUUGAUUUUUACUGGGGGAUGGAGCUAUAUCCACGCAUUGGAAAAUAUUUUGACAUAAAAGUUUUCACAAACUGCAGAUUUGGAAUGAUGUCAUGGGCUGUUCUUGCACUUACCUAUUGCAUAAAGCAGUAUGAAGAAAAUGGGAAAGUAGCUGACUCAAUGCUUGUAAGUACUACACUGAUGCUGGUGUAUGUAACCAAGUUUUUCUGGUGGGAAGCUGGAUACUGGAACACAAUGGAUAUUGCACAUGAUCGAGCUGGAUUUUAUAUUUGCUGGGGCUGUUUGGUUUGGGUUCCAUCUGUGUAUACAUCUCCUGGAAUGUACCUUGUCAACCAUCCAGUAAAUCUUGGCACCCAGCUAGCACUCUUUAUUUUAGUGUCCGGCAUUCUGUGCAUAUACAUCAACUAUGAUUGUGACAGGCAAAGGCAAGAGUUUCGUAGAACAAACGGAAAAGGCUUGGUCUGGGGAAGAGCUCCGUCAAAGAUAGAGGCCUCAUAUACUACUACUUCCGGGGAAACAAAAAAAAGCCUUCUUUUAACAUCUGGAUGGUGGGGGUUAGCUCGUCAUUUUCAUUAUGUCCCUGAAAUACUAGCUGCAUUCUUCUGGACAGUCCCAGCUCUUUUCAGUCAUUUUUUGCCUUACUUCUAUGUGAUAUUUCUCACCAUCCUUCUUUUUGAUCGAGCGAAGAGGGACGAUGAUCGAUGCAGAUCCAAGUAUGGAAAGUACUGGAAACUCUAUUGUGACAGGGUACCUUACAGAAUCAUUCCAGGAAUAUAUUGA